Molecule: messenger RNA, 1272 nt
Organism: Sesamum indicum (sesame)
Lineage: Eukaryota; Viridiplantae; Streptophyta; Magnoliopsida; Lamiales; Pedaliaceae
Product: aspartic proteinase CDR1-like
Cellular component (GO): extracellular region
Source: RefSeq, a predicted model, not a curated record
AUGGCAUUGCCCAGUCUGAAAACCUUCCCACUCAAAAUCCUCUUCCUGCUAACAUUUUUCCAGGAAGCUGCUCCUGAAUCCACAGGCUUCAGCCUCAAACUCAUCCCAUGGGACUCCCCCAACUCACCCUUCUACCAUCCAAAUCUCACUCAAACACAGAAGAUUCAAAUGAUGGUCAUCUCCUCCAAUGCAACAGCACUCUCCCGACACCCCGGAAACGAUACUGUCUACGCCAACGCGGUACAAAUUCCAGUGAGAAACCAGGCUUUACGCUAUGCGGUUAAGAUCAGGAUUGGAAGUCCAGGCACGGAGGUGACGCUGCUUCUGGACACCGGGAGCGGCCCUAUUUGGACGCAGUGCCAGCAAUCAAAAUACUAUUUCAAUCCCAAGAAAUCUAGAACGUAUAGUACAUUGCCCUGUGAACAUCCUGUGUGCCAAAGUGGCAAGAAAAGCUGCAAAUGCAUAAAUGGGAUGUGUGUUUGUAGACAGAGCUAUGGCUUCAACGGUGGAAAGAUACAACAUGUAUAUGCAGUCCUUUCAUCUGAUUCAUUCACUUUGGCAGUCAAGAACAAUGGAGUGAGGACUUUUAGCAACAUGAUCUUUGGCUGCUCGAGCCGGUCCCCUGUAUUCUCUGGGAUUCUUGGCCUGGAUAAAUUUCCAGUUUCCCUGAUAAGCCAAGUGAGGAAUGAAGUUCAGGGACAAUACUCUUACUGCCUGCAUGAUGGAGACAGCUACUUGAGGUUUGGAAACGACAUCCCACAAGUCGGGAGAGACGCUAAAACUACUAAAAUACUCUACCCUUAUCACCCCACUUUGUUCUUGGAUUUGAAAGACAUAAGUGUAGAUAAGAAGAGGGUGGGACUUUCUCCUGUUCUAUUUUCAUACGAACAAGGUGGUUUUUUCAUCGACACUGGAGCUCAGUUGACUGUCAUCAAGAAACAAGCUUAUGAUAAGGUGAUUCAGGCAUUUGCAAAUUACUACAACGUUAGGCUUAAACGGGUGAACGGGAAAGCUUUCCACCUGGAUCUUUGUUAUAAACAAAAUUCGACUUUGAAAAGCUAUGCCAGCAUGACUUUUCAUCUUGAAGGGGCUGAUUAUGUGACAACGAAUCUGUACGUUGUCCCACAGCCGGGGAUUCUGUGCAUAGGGCUGAUUCCAGGAGAGGUAUCGAUACUGGGAGCUCUGCAGCAGUGGAAUACAAGAUUCGUUUUUGACAUAAACACGAAUACGCUGAAGUUUGUCAAUGAGGAUUGCUCAAAAGACAGAGGAUGA